This is a messenger RNA of Pyrus x bretschneideri (Chinese white pear), 5533 nucleotides long. Its product is annotated as probable disease resistance protein At4g27220. The coding region runs from base 448 to 4503 and encodes 1351 amino acids. The record is from RefSeq and is a predicted model, not a curated record. NCBI's taxonomy places the organism in Eukaryota, Viridiplantae, Streptophyta, Magnoliopsida, Rosales, Rosaceae. Gene Ontology annotation, molecular function: ATP hydrolysis activity; ADP binding. The transcript has 6 exons.
GUGUGUGUAUAUAUAUAUAUAUGUAUAUUGUUUCAAUUAUAUCCUAUAAAACUAAAAUGCUUGCCAAAAUAAGGAAAGAAACUAGAUGAAAUUUAGGAUUUCAUCAUUACUGUAGGUAUUAGUAAAGUUUGUUGAUAUAAUUAAGAUGUUUUGGCAUAGGAUGUAAAUAGUUUGUAAUAAGAGUUUAUUUUCUUUGUCUACAUGUCAAUGGAUUUAGAUUCCGUUUACAAGAGUUAAUACCGAAACAGACAAUUUCAAAUGCCCUUAAACAGAAGCCAGUAAGCAAGUAAAGGACAACAGGACAAAACAACCUUCCACCUGGCCUCUGUACCAGUACUGGAGUUGCUUGCUACUUUCAAUCAGAAAAGGCGAGCACUGAGCACGAGACUUCCAGAAGCUACCAACAAAGAGGAGCAUUCCAGCCGCUGUCUUUGAUUACAGAAGGAAAUGGCAGCGGACUUUCUAAUUUCAAUUGCCUCAAAAAUUGGAGAGUGCUUGGUCACACCAAUAGGAAGGGAGUGUGGCUAUUUGGUUAAUUACCAUUCCAACCUUGCAAGUCUUCAGCGUGAGAUAGAAGACCUUUGUCGCAAGAAAGAUGGAGUGCAGGGUUUGGUAGAUGCUGCCAAAAGGAACGGUCAAACCAUCAAACCUGAUGUUCAGGGUUGGCUAAAGAAUGUGAACGACGACAUGGUCAAAAAAGUGUUGCAGUUUGAGGAUGAAAUUAACAAGAAAAGGCGAUGUGUGUAUCGAUGGAGCUUGAGUCGGAAAGCCUAUAAGAUUACACAGCAUGUUCUUCAGCUCCAAAACAAAGGAACGUUUGAAAAUGUGGCCCAUCCUGCACCUCCACGAAAGAUAUGGUCAACAUUCAAAGAAGGUUUUAAAGAUUUUAAGUCCAGAAUGGCAAAGAUCAAUGAGGUGAUAGAGGGUUUGAAGAGGGAAGAAGUAAGACUGAUCGGGAUCUGUGGAAUGGGAGGUGUGGGUAAAACCACAAUGGUGAAAGAAAUCAUCACAAGAUUGGCAGAACUGAACCUGUUUGACGAAAUCGUAAUGGCAACUGUGUCUCAAAGUCCAAGUGUUAAGACGAUCCAGUCGGAAAUUGCAGGCCAAAUAGGUUUGAAACUUGAUGAGGAUCCCGAGUCUGUAAGAGCACUAAAGCUAUAUGGGAGACUCACGGAAAUAAAAAGGAUCCUGAUUGUAUUAGAUGAUGUAUGGACAGAGCUUGAUUUUAAGGCUAUAGGACUUCCUUACGAACAUACUAAUAAAGGGUGCAAAAUUUUGUUGACAUCACGGAAUUUGGAAGUCUGCAACGAGAUGAGAAGUCAACAAAUUAUUGAAGUCCGGACUUUAACAACAGAAGAAUCACAGGAGCUCUUUAGAGAAAUGGUAGGUGAAUCCUUCGAUGAUCCUGAUUUACAUUCCACUCCAAAAGAUGUUGUGAAGGAAUGUGGAGGUUUACCUAUUGCUAUUGUUACUGUUGGAAAAGCCCUAGAAAACAAAAAGAAGCAUGCAUGGGAAGAUGCCCUUAAUCAGCUGCGAAAUUCUAACCCAGUGAACAUCCCUGGAGUGGACAGCAAAGUUUAUUCUAGCAUAAAAUUGAGUUUUGAUGGCUUGGAGAGUGAUGAAGCAAGGUCAUGCCUUUUACUUUGUUGUUUAUUUCCAGAAGAUUAUAAUAUUCGAAUUGAGUAUUUGGUUCGAUAUGGGUGGGGUCGAGGAUAUUUUAGCAGCAUCGUUACUUUGGAAGAUGCAAGAAAUAGAGUGCAUUCUUUGGUUGACCAACUAAAAAGAAGGUUUUUGUUACUAGAUGGUGGCAGGAGUGAGACUACAAAAAUGCAUGACAUAGUUCGCGAUGUUGCCAUAUCGAUUGCUUCUAGAGAUCCACAUCGAUUUCUGGUAAGAAGUCAUGCUGAAAAUAAAGAGUGGCCAAAUUUAGCUACAUAUGACACAAUCUCACUAGUUGGCAAUCUGGAGAUUCCAGUUGGUUGCCCAAAACUUAAGCUUCUACAGACGAUGAAUGGACGUUUUUCAAAAGGUAGAUUGGACAUCAUUUGUGAUGCGAUGAAAGAACUGAAGGUUUUAGCUUUGGUGGGAAUGGCAAUGGAAGACCUAGGCUCAUCAAGAUCACCAGGAGUACUGAAGAACCUGCGGACCUUGAUCCUAGAUGAGUCUGACUUUGUUGGCAUGUCUACUGAUGUUAUUGGGCCUUUGGAGAAUUUAGAAAUACUCAGCUUUCGAGAUUGUUAUUACAUGCAUGAGUUGCCAAGCGAAAUUGGACGACUUAAACAGUUGAGGUUGUUAGAUACGACAAACUGCAAGAAUCUUAAGGUGAUUCCACAUGGUAUCUUCUCCAGCUUAUGUAGACUUGAAGAGUUGUAUAUGAUGGGUAGCUUUGAUAAAUGGGACCUUGGAACAGGAAGAGAAGAUAAGAGGAUGGCAAGCAUUUCUGAGGUGAUGUCUCUGUCUCAUCAUUUGAAGGUUCUAUCCAUAGAAUUACCCCCCAAUUUCAUCCACUUGUUGCCAAAAGACGUAGUCUUGAAAAGCCCAACAAUAAAAUUCGCUAUUGGAAGUACCAAGAUGCUUUCGGAGAUGUUUUCGGAGAUGUUUUGGGAGAUGACAACUUAUGCAUUCAGAAACUCACUAAUUAUUGAUGAAGGUGAUGCAAGGGAGUUGGAGAGUCAAGCAGUUAGGCUCUUGUUGAAAAAAUCUGAAAAAUUGUUUUUGUGCAAAGUUAAGAAUUUCUCUGUCCUUACUGAUUUAGACCAAGAGGGAUUUCAAGAUUUGAAAUAUUUGACUCUUGAGCAUUGUCCAAAUACUGAGUAUCUUGCAAAUGGAACAAGUGUGACCCAGCAGACACCAUUUCCUCACAUACAAUCAGCUAGUCAACUUCCGAAUAGCUUUUUGACCAACCUAAGAUUCCUUCGAUUGUUCAAUUGUGAUGUCUUAAAAUAUGCCUUUUCACUAUCAGCAGCGAGAAACUUAGUACAACUCGAGGAAUUAGAUAUUGGUGACUGUGAUCAAAUGGAAGAAAUUGUGUCGAAGCAGGGGAGGGAACAUGAGAAUGAAGCCGAUAUAAUAUCUUUCAAUAAAUUAACCAAAUUGAGUCUCUGUCAUCUACCGAGUUUGGUUGGUUUCUUCCAAGCCAACAAGCUAUACUCCAACCAAGAGGAAACAACGCCAAGGAUUGAGCAUCAAUCUGCAGGAAUAUUUGAAAAAGCAAUAUUUCCAUCAAAGUGCAUUUCAUGGUUUCCAAGUUUAGAAGAGGUAGAAUUGAGUGAUAUGGAGUUUGAAGGCGUGCUAUUUGAUCUGAAAAACAUUCCGUCUGGAUUCCAGGGCUUCCAAAAUUUGAGAUAUUUGGAAUUGAGACGUUGUUAUGGUCUAGAAUAUGUGUUCUCGCAUUUAAUUGCCUCGGAACUUUUGAAUCUUGAAGAGGUAAAGAUAGGUGGAUGUCGGGACAUGGAAACUAUAGUCAGAAUCACAGAGGAAAAUGAAGAAGAGGCGACAAAAGACAUGAUUUUGUUUCCGAAACUGAACACAUUUGCACUACAAUACCUGCCUCGUCUCACAAGUCUUUGUCCAGCGGGAUCUACAUUUCAAUGGUCAUCCACAAAAAAUAUGCGCGUAGAAGAAUGUCACAAAUUGAAGACAUUGGGUGCUGUAAUUCCACAAAGAAAGAAGUUGGAGAAUAAGUCUGAGAAGGAUUCAACAAGUCAUGAUUUCAGCACCUCUCCAACACGUUCAUCAAAUUGGUGCCCUGAUGGAUGUGGAUGCAUACCAUAUUCAAGACCAAACGCCCAACGCCCCAUUGAAAUAUUGCCACGUCCAAUUAAUCAGGAGGUUACACCAACUAAUCUGGAGGACUCAAAUGAUGAUGAUAAUCUCGAAGAUCUUAUUGUACUUGGCUGUAAUUCAAUGGAAGUGAUUUUCCAACUCAAGGGACCGGAGCAUGAAGAAAGUAGUCACUCCGUUGAAGCAUUCAAAAAAUUGAGCUACUUGGGGUUAGUUAGGUUGCCAAGUUUAAUGUGUGUUUGGGAGACAGGUAGUUCACAACCAAUGUUCACAGGAAGCAGUUUCGGAAACUUGAAAUUGCUGCGGGUCUAUAGUUGCAACCAGUUGAAAUACUUGUUUUCUUCGUCCAUAGUCAAACUUCUUGCGAGUGUAGAGUACAUAGAAGUUACGAACUGCGAGCAGAUGGAAGAAAUCGUUGCCGCAGAAGAAGAAACAGCUGAAAUAAUUACAUUACCUAAAGUGAAGGUUAUCAGGCUUGAAAGUUUGCCAAAACUCAAGUAUUUUUGUGGUGAAGCUUAUACUUUGAAGUUGCCGUCUUUGGACUUAUUGAGGGUUAUUAAUGUGCAAGACUUAAGGCCAUUUGAUUCUAAGCUUGUUGACACGCAUAAUCCCCGAUUGCAAGUAAAACCCGCAUUUCGACAGAAAUGGACAAGGACAAGAGUUUACAGAACGUUGUGGCUUCAGCAAUUCGUUUACCAUAUCAUAUGUACAAGCCAAUAAAAGGUCAUUUGUUGCACCAGAAUUUCAUUCCAAAAAUACUAUUUAUGUUGCUUAUUUUAUGUAUUAUAAAUUUCGAUUGUGAUUAUAACUGUUUGUUUCUAAAUUAGAGUUUGCUUAUUUGUUAUGAUAAUUUGGAAAAGUUGUCUCUAGCUACCAAUAUUUGCAUUUCAAUUUAUAAUGCUAAAAGUUCUGUAAUACCAUACACGUAAAAGAUGAAUGACAUGUAUGUAGAAUGACACAUGUAAUAUUGAUCAUACACAUGUAAGCUAAAUAAUAUUAUGAUACACUAGCCGGCCACAACUAAUGUAAGCUGAAUAAUAUGAUCAUUCACUAUAAGAUCUGAUAUUAAUUCAUAAAAUCUGAUUUUCCCCUAAAUAUAACGGAAAUCAUAUUUAUCUAGGCAUGCUUAAUAUUUGAUAAAGAAAAAACAUUUCUUAAAUAAAUGUCCACUCACACCUCAGGCUAGCUCUCCCAUGAGGAGCCUUGUCUACCAAAUACGUAAGUUCAAGCAACUUCAAGAGAGAAUUUCCUCCACAUUAAGUCUUAAACAUCUAGUGGACAACUACAGUAAACAAGGAAUCAGGCUAACUAUUGCCUUCAUCAUAACAUGAUUUUGGCCCCCAUUUUCUAAUUCCGUACCACAUUUUCACAUUCUUUCCAUGAAUUUUAUAAUUCCUAUGCAAAAGUGUUCCAAUGAAUUAUAAAAUUCCUAUGAAUUUUAUAAUUCCUAUUCACAACAAUACAAGGUUCUACAGAGUUCAAGCCUACACCAUGUUAUAGACAUGCUUCAACCGAGAACGUAAUCAUUAGGGGUUUCAACAGCUUCACAGAUACAAUAAUUAACAUAAGUCUCAUCUCCGACAUUCACACACAAAAUCGAAUAAAAUUCGAAAUCAAGAAUCAAUCCCAAAACUGAAAGUUGAAAAUUUGGAAAAAGAACUUACAUUGGAGAACAGCCCACGAGAAGAGGAUCAUUUCUACCUCUUGGGUCGAGGUCCAAUUCCGGUGAUAUUGGCCGGAAGUUGGCCGG